This is a messenger RNA of Rotaria sp. Silwood2, 1521 nucleotides long. The record is from the annotation of a GenBank genome assembly. Lineage: Eukaryota; Metazoa; Rotifera; Eurotatoria; Philodinida; Philodinidae.
AUGGGUGACUACUCGAAAGCACUUGAAUUUUACGAAAAAGCACAUAAAAUACUCGAAAAAGCUCCUCCUCCAAAUCAUCCCGAUUUGGCUAUUUCAUACAACAACAUCGGUAAUUUGUAUAACAACAUGGGUGACUACUCGAAAGCACUUGAAUUUUACGAAAAAUCACAUAAAAUCUACGAAAUAGCUCUGCCUCCGAAUCAUCCCCAUUUGGCUACUUCAUACAACAACAUCGGCCUAGUGUAUAACAACAUGGGUGACUACUCGAAAGCACUUGAAUUUUACGAAAACUCACAUAAAAUAAGAGAAACAGCUCUACCUCCAAAUCAUCCCUCAUUGGCUACUUCAUACAACAACAUCGGUAAUGUGUAUAACAACAUGGGUAACUACUCGAAAGCACUUGAAUUUUACGAAAAAGCACAUAAAAUCAAAGAAAUUGCUCUGCCUGCAAAUCAUCCCGAUUUGGCAACUUCAUACAACAACAUCGGUCUAGUGUAUAACAACAUGGGUAACUACUCGAAAGCACUUGAAUUUUACGAAAAAGAUCUCGAAAUCACAAAAAUAGCUCUACCUCCAAAUCAUCCCGAUUCGGCUACUUCUUACAACAACAUCGGUGGAGUGUAUAACGACAUGGGUGACUACUCGAAAGCACUUGAAUUUUACGAAAAAUCACAUCAAAUCUAUGAAAAUGCUCUUCCUCCAAAUCAUCCCUCAUUGGCUACUUCAUACGACAACAUCGGUCAAGCGUAUAAGGCCAUGGGUGACUAUUCGAAAGCACUUCAAUUGUACGAAAAAUCACAUAAAAUCAAAGAAAUAGCUCUGCCUCCAAAUCAUCCCGAUUUGGCUGCUUCAUACAACAACAUCGGUAGCGUGUAUAACACCAUGGGUGACUACUCGAAAGCACUUGAAUUUUACGAAAAAUCACAUAAAAUCUGCGAAAUAGCUCUGUCACCAAAUCAUCCCGAUUUGGCUACUUCAUACAACAACAUCGGUCAAGUGUAUAAGAACAUGGGCGACUACUCGAAAGCACUUGAAUUUUACGAAAACUCACGUAAAAUAAGAGAAACAGCUCUGCCUGCAAAUCAUCCCGAUUUGGCUACUUUAUACAACAACAUCGGUCUAAUGUAUGACAACAUGGGUGACUACUCGAAAGCACUUGAAUUUUACGAAAAAUCACUUAAAAUCAAAGAAAUAGCUCUUCCUCCAAAUCAUCCCCAUUUGGCUACUAGUCAUUUGAGUUUUGCUGUGUGUUACGAGCGAAUGGGUGAUUAUACGGCAGCUCUUAAGGCUCUUCAGAGUGCUUUUAAAAUUCAACAGAAAACAUUUGAAGAAGGUAAUGCAGAUUUUGGUUUCACAUACAGCUGGUAUGGAAGAGUCUAUCGCAGUAUGAAAGAUUACUCUAAGGCACUUGAAAACUUUGAAAAGUGUCUCUCAAUAGAUCAAAAAACACUGCCUGAGAGACAUCCGUAUUUCGGUAUAUCAUACAGUAAUAUAGGUGAUGUUCAUCGAUUAAUGAGUGAU